AAGUGGUAUGCACUACUCAAAACGUCUUAACAAGUAUUUUAUUUUAAAACAAUAACAGGAAGUACUGUUUUAACUCCACUAGCUUGACACUGUUUUGCGAAAAGAGCGUCAUUCUCUCAAGACACAUUUUUCAAAUUGUAUUGUGAAGCUUGGUGAAAAAUAACCUUCCUUUUUCAGUGGUUUAACGUUAAUUUACAUCUUCCACUGACAUAUGCCGAGAUGUAGCUUUUAAAUUCGUAGCGGUUUACGUUAGCUAGCUAGCCAAAUAAAGCCAUGGACAACCAUCCAACAGUAGGCAGCUAACAAGCCUAGCUAAUGAACCAGCCAACGUUAGCAUUAACAUUCCUAACUAAAGCAGAAAGCGCCAUUUUUUGACUUUCUUCGGGAUUAACACUCGUAGGAUAAGCUGCUGCUUAUAAUUAGCGUCAUAAUGUCUUUAUCUCCUUUCACCCCGGUUUUAACUGCGGUUUGUAACGUUUUUGCCACUUGGAAAGACAAAAGUUGAACAUUAACCCCUCCUCGACUUUCUCAGAAAGCACAAAAGAGCCUGGUCUCCAAGAUGUGGAUGUGUAUUGCUGUUUUCCUGCUGUGGAUGAAGUCAGGAGGAUGCACAGAGAAAGCGAACACAUCAGACCUGAUGGAAUACACAGCUGCAGACUUCUAUGAGAAAUUGCAUUCGGGGAAGAUGAUGUUUAUUUAUUUUGAGCAUAAAGUCUCUCCAACCAUCUCUCUCUUCUUGGUGGAGUUGGAGAAGUCUGCUGAUGCUCUGCAGGAUUAUGGAGUACUGGUUGGCAAGGUCAACUGCAAUAAAGAACUGGUUCACGCAUACUGCACAGAAGAACGGGUGCUGCACACAGCGUUUCUGUUCAGGGGUGGUAAAGAGUUCUUGGGUUUUGAUUUGGACACUGUGUUUGACGUCAACUCCAUAGUCUCUGAAGUCCUGUUUGCCAUUCUGCGUGACGAGGUCAAGUACGUUCACACAGACACUGACCUGCUGGCCAUGGAGAAGGCAGCCAGAGGGAAGAAGGAUAUCGUGCUGGGUUACGUCCGCAGUCUGGGAACACAAGAGCACAGAUCGAUGAUGGAGACAGCGUAUGUGUACGGAUCCAAAUACCAGUUCAUCCUUAUAACUGGAGGCCCAGUUUUGAAGCACUUAGGUGUUAAUGAGUUGUCUCACUCGUCUCGAGUGUGGUUCCUCCACUGUAGAGUUCACAGUGGGUUUGUGAUCCCGAUGACGUGUCCUUUGACCCUUAUGAGGAAACCCCUGUCCACCUUGAGCCUCCACUCCUUUCUGCAGCUCAUGGAGGCUCCACUGGUGUCUGAGGUUUACAAUGACCCCUCCUCGGUCCAGCCCCCUCAGUUCCCCUACCAGCAGACCCCCCAAGUCUUCCUGUUCUCUCGUCCCACAACCGCGCACCUGGACCUGGACACGGCCACCACUCUGGCCUGGAGGCUCCGUGGCCUUGCCCUGCUGCUGCUUGUACACAGGCUCAAGGAAAGCAAAGGAAGAGGAAUGGAGAUCGGGAGGAAUUUGGAAUGGAGGAAAGUAUCCCAUUUUGGCCAUUUGGACGAUGAAAUUGCGGCGUCUGUCUACGAAAACCGAGGCGACUUGCCGGACAUGGACUCAAUUACCCAACUAACCUCUGACAACUUCCACACCGCAGUAGCUCAAAGCAGCCUGACAGUGGCGCUCUUCUACCUCAAAUGGGAUGCUGCUUCAAUGGCGUUUCUCAGCUCCUUCCUUGACGUUGCAGAGGGUCUUACAGAUUCCGGGGUCCAGAUGAGUGCGGUCGACUGUGGAGAGUGGACCGACCUGUGUGCUGCUCAGCCGGGCAGCUCCCUCCCGAUCCCGUUCCGGCCAAUCACGGCCUUCCCCAGUGUCUUGUUGCUCCGCCCCCAGGAGUCGGCCCAGCACUACAGAGGCAUGCUGGGUACUGAGGCGCUGCAUCGCUUCAUCAUGCUGAGCCACCCAGCUUCUCCUGUGCUGCUGUCUACCCAAGAGGAAGUGACAUCAUUCCUUCAGGAAGUGCCUCACCCUGUGCUAGCAGGUUAUACGCCUGACAGAUUGCUGGGACUGUUUGAAACACACAGAGGUGCACCACUGUUUACUGAAGCAGCAAAGUCAUUGAGAGGAGAGGUGCUGACUGGACUGCUGACAGAUGGGCUUGCAGAGAAAUGGGCAGCAGAGCACUCUGUGGACCUUCCUGCAGUGUUGGUGUUUCCAUCUUGGAGGACACACACUCAUCCUUCCGCGCUGCCUGUGUCCAGCUCUGCUGAAGAGCUGCUCUCGCACAUUAACACUGCUCUGCUGCAUCCACUGCCUGAGCUGACGGUGGAAAACCUGCCGUCCUUCCUCUCCCUGGGCAAAGCCCUCCUGCUCCUCUUUGUGGGAGAGGAAGAGGACGAAUUUGGGCGACGGCAGAACCAGGCGCUGGUGGAGGAGAUGAGAGGAGUGGUAGAGUUGGGAGGGCGGAGGAUGGAGCCAUACCUGGCCUGCUGGAUCCAUCUUGGCCGUACUCCAGCCGGUAUGUCUGUCCUGGGGUCAUACCUGGGCUAUAUGCCCCCCCUCCCUGCUUUGGUCCUCACACAUUUGCCCUCUGGUGGUGAAAUCUACCAGUACCCCCCCAACAUGCCCAUAGGGGCCCCCUCUGUCCUGCAGUGGCUGCAGAGAAUCGAGGAUGGGACUGAGUCAGCAGCAGGGUUGUUGGGUGAGGAUAGCUGGCCUCCUGCUGUCAAAUUCUACGACUUCCUGAAAAUCAUGGACAUGCAGGAACCCAACUCCGCCCAGCAGCAAACUCCUGAAGAGGAAGAGGAGGAGGAGGAGGUGGUGGACGAGAAAGAGGUGAACAUGGAAGAAGAUGUGUUAGAAGAAGCGACAGAUUCCUCCUCCAGCUCUCCCACUCCUAACAACAACCCUCACUCUGAACUGUAACACAACAGGAUGGGAGAAAAAUGAUACUAAGCCGUUGGUUAAACAUUUUUAUUUCUUCUUCAUUUUUAUUCUUUUUACUAAUAUUAUCAUGCUGUAUUUAUCAUACGAGAUUCAUUAUUUCCCUUUGGAUUUUAUUGCCAGAUUGGAAAAGAUGUAUCAAAAAGACCCACAAUGCAACGGAUUAAUAAAAGACACUGUGAACUUUGGAGUAAAAGGCAGUUGUAAUAUGAGUUAACACCUUUCUGUAGGCGUUUCCUCGGGGGUGUUUACGGGAAAGUUAAGUUUAAUCUGUUUCUUCCUGCUGUGGUUUUGUGAUAGAUUCCUGGUGAACUGAUGACAUGAUUAACUCAUUUGAACUCAUUUAAAAAAAAACAAAAAAAACUAUGUGACACUAUCUGUGUCUUUUUUCUUCAGUUUAGCUCAGCUGGUAAAGCAAACCACAGCAAGUUUGGAACCUGAGGGAGGUGGUUCAGCACCAGGCUGGUUGUGGUUUCUUAAAAUAGUUUAUUUGAAAGGUUACAAACAAAUUAUGCUGUUUUUUUAAUCAACAAAGGCAUGUUUCCAAUGUUGUCAUUUAACUGUUACCACUGUAUGGAUAUUGCAGUGACUUUAGGUGAAGGAUAUUUAUGUCCUGGGUUAUUUUUCCCAUCAUUCCACCUCCUGUCCCCAAAUGACGAAGGAGGUGGAAUAGGUUGCUUGGAAUUAGUUUGUUUUAAUUAUUAUGGUGGUUUCAGAUGUGGUUUCAGGAAGUUGUUUGAAUCAACUAGUCUCAGUUAAAAGGGAACAUCCUUCCUAAACAAUGUACUUGUAGGAUCCUAAGGGCUCUUGUGGUUUAGGGCAGAUUUUCUUUUGAACCCAUGUGAAUCUUCAGCCUCAGUCUUUAUCUUUUGUCCAAUUACUGGCUUUAUCUUUGCAAGCCGAUGGACUGAGCAUAUGAUCCAUGGACUGGCAGUUUAGAUGGUGUUUUGAUGCUGUGGGGGCUUGGUUUAUCAUACAUACAAUAAAAGAGAACAUUAAACACAAGCUAUAAUGACAUUCAAUUCAUCAAUCUCAUAUUUUGAGGUUUAAGGUAUACACGUUUAGCUAGACAACGGCAUCGGGACGUCUUCUGAAGUGUUCUCACUUGAACACAGUAAUCCUCAAAUUGAUGUAUUUAUGUAAAACAAAAUGUAUUAAAUUCUGUCACUUAAAUACUUUAUCAAACGUGCGAAACAGCGACCCACUUUAUUGCAACGGUUGGUGCAUGUUAGCCAGUCUGUGUGGUUAAAAGACGACAUUGCGGCCUUUGCACAUUGCACAUUAGUCUACCGAGAAGAGGCCAGGUGAAGUUAAUUAAAAAACAAAGGAUUCAACGAGAUGCGCGGUUACUAUCAUGGCACUGUGACUGCGAAACUGAAGUCAAGUGUGAACCCCGUCACGGUGUGGCCUCAGAACAAACCUGUUAAUUUAGUAGAAUUCCAAUGAAACAAGUGUGAAAGUUAGAGUUCGGUAAUGUUAAGUUAUUAUAACGGUUAAUGCGAACAUACUGUAUAAAACUAGGUUGAGAAAGAUAUCAGCUAACUGCGGUUUUGUAAAACAAGUUAGUUAGCUAGCUAGCAGCCAUGGAGGUGAGGAGUACUGUCAAUAUGGAUACUUAAUUUAAAUGAAAGAAAGGAGAAUUGACUUGGACGCCAAAUAACGUGAGUCAGAUACUCUACGUCUCUGUGUUGUCUGUCUUUGCUAGCCUUGCUAACCUAGCUGAUCUCUUUCCUGAACUCAUUGCUGUGUGUAGCUACAUGUUAAUAUUACGGAGGUUACAUUCUGUACUGAAUUGAGCUUCUGUUUGGUCUUUGAGUUGCUUGAACCAGUUCAUACUUUUGCUACAUUUUGUUUUUAAGCUGUGCUGUGUAUUGAGUAGUGGCGAGUUAAUAACUUAAGUUGAAUACUGUCUGCCUUCAGGCUCAUUUUUAUGUGUAUGUCAUGUGUUUUAUACAUGCAUUGAUACGUUUUUGAUGCAAAGAUAAACAUUUUAGUAUCAAGUAAGCUACUGAUCUGUAUCUGAUUUGUGGUAUAUUUGUUUAUGCUAAUACAAUACAUGUGCAAGUCA
Messenger RNA from Perca fluviatilis (European perch), 5018 nucleotides. RefSeq names its product thioredoxin domain containing 16 (gene txndc16). The coding region runs from base 560 to 2932 and encodes 790 amino acids. The record is from RefSeq and is a predicted model, not a curated record. NCBI's taxonomy places the organism in Eukaryota, Metazoa, Chordata, Actinopteri, Perciformes, Percidae. The transcript is spliced from 19 exons.